Spinacia oleracea (spinach) is the source of this 3245-nucleotide messenger RNA. Its product is annotated as probable 1-deoxy-D-xylulose-5-phosphate synthase, chloroplastic. Gene Ontology annotation, biological process: terpenoid biosynthetic process. Lineage: Eukaryota; Viridiplantae; Streptophyta; Magnoliopsida; Caryophyllales; Amaranthaceae. The transcript is spliced from 10 exons. The record is from RefSeq and is a predicted model, not a curated record. Bases 370 to 2376 code for a protein of 668 amino acids. Gene Ontology annotation, molecular function: 1-deoxy-D-xylulose-5-phosphate synthase activity.
CUUGAUAGCGUGUCCAGUUUCUAUCCAUCCAGCUCCAAGCAAUACACAGAGCCAAGUGCUAUUGCUAUCUACACUCCCCCAACUCCCCAAGUGAUAGUGCUUGUCUCCACUCAAUUUGGCCCCUACAUUUUCUGCAACUCUUUCUUUGUCACAUUUUGCGACACUUAAACUUCAAUUUCAAUUUCUGGGUUUCAUUCAUUCAUCACUCGCGUUAAACGUGUUCAACCUUUUUUUUACAAGGGAAUAAGGGUACUGGUCAAUUUGUCAUGAUAAUUUGGUAUUUUGCUGGUUCAUAAUUUGGUGGAAUAUGGAAACUGCGUGAUUUUUGUACUAAUUGUGGGAAUUGGGUGUUUGAUUUUGAAGACGGGUAUGGCUUAUCUUGAACACCCAUUUGGAAUUUCUGUUCAAUUUCAUGGAAAUUGUAGAGAUUUUUCCUAUAAACUAGAACCCAGAAGCUUCAGUAAUCAAUCCAAUGUCGAGGUGUAUAGAAUGACUCGAUGUUCAUCUGUAAAUUCCAGCCUUACAUACAAGGGACAUGUGGGAAGAACUCAAGCUCUAGCCAAUAACAGUGACUUUUUCUGGGAAGAAAUGCCUACACCUAUACUUGAUAUGGUUGAGAACCCCAUUAACAUGAAAAAUUUGUCACCUAAGGAGCUAAAACAAUUAUCUGACGAAAUUCGUGGAGAGCUCUCUCUCAUGGUGUCGAAAGGACAGAAAAAUUUAAAAGCUAGUCUGUCAGUGGUGGAAUUGACUGUUGCAGUUCAUUAUGUUUUUCAUGCGCCAGUAGACAAGAUUUUGUGGGAUAUAGGAGAUCAAACAUAUGCGCAUAAGUUACUCACUGGAAGGAGAUCCCUAAUGAGUACUCUUGGACAAAAGAGCGGACUUUCUGGUUAUACAUGCCGUUCUGAGAGUGAAUUUGAUCCCUUUGGUGCAGCUCAUGGAUGCAACAGUAUCUCUGCUGGGCUUGGUUUGGCAGUUGCAAGAGAUAUUAAGGGGAAACGGGAGCGUAUAGUUACUAUUAUCAGCAAUGAAACAACUAGUACUGGUCAGGUCUACGAAGCAAUGAGCAAUGCUGGUUACUUAGAUUCAAACUUGGUGGUGAUCUUAAAUGAUAGUCGUCACUCUUUACAUCAUAAGAGUAAUGUGGAUUCUAGGACACCUAUUACUGCAAUUUCUAGUUCUUGGAGCAAGGUGCAAUCGAGCAAAACUUUCCGAAAAUUCAGAGAAGUUGCUAAGGGUCUUACUAAGAGAGUCGGAAAAGGUUUAUAUGAAUGGGCUGCCAAAGUGGAUGAGUAUGCCCGUGGUAUGCUAGGUCCUACCGGAUCAACUCUCUUCGAAGAGUUAGGACUGUACUACAUUGGUCCAGUUGAUGGAAAUAACGUUGAAGAUCUUAUCUGUGUGCUACAGGAAGUAGCUUCGUUAGAUUCUAUGGGCCCUGUAUUGAUUCAUGUCAUGACAAAUGAAAACAUUGGAGAACCUAAGAAAAUGAGUGAAACAGGGAAAAAUCUUGAUGGAGGCUCAAGUAAUAUUGAUUCAUUGAUAGCUAGACUUGGCCCUCAAACAUACGACCAUUACUUUAUAGAGGCUUUAUCAAUGGAGGCAGAGAAGGACAAGGAUAUAGUUGCAGUUCACGCAGCAAUGAGAAUGGAGCCAUCUAUUGAGUUGUUCCAAGAGAAUUUUCCAGAUAGGUUUUUUGAUGUUGGAAUGGCUGAGCAACAUGCAGUUACAUUUUCUGCUGGUCUAGCCUGUGGAGGACUCAAACCAUUUUGUAUCAUUCCUUCUGCCUACCUGCAGCGAGCUUAUGACCAGAUUGUUCAUGAUGUUGAUAGACAGAAAGUUCCAGUGCGUUUUGCUAUCACAAAUGCAGGAAUGGUAGGGUCUGAUGGACCAGUGUGCUCUGGCUCGUUUGAUGUAACUUUCAUGUCAUGCUUGCCCAACAUGAUUGUUAUGGCACCCUCUGAUGAAUUUGAACUUGCUCGUAUGGUAGUCACUGCAGCACAGAUUGAUGAUCAACCAGUGUGCUUCCGAUAUCCUAGAGGCUCCAUAGUUGGCAUAGAUAUCCCCAUGUGUAGAACGCCAAUUGAGAUUGGCAAGGGUAAAGUCCUCAUCGAAGGUAAAGAUGUUGCUUUAUUAGGAUAUGGAGCCAUGGUUCAGAACUGCCUCAUGGCUCAGUCCCUCCUUUCAAAACUUGGAGUAGAAGUUACCGUUGCUGAUGCAAGGUUCUGCAAGCCCCUUGACAUUAAGCUAGUGAGAGAUCUUUGUGAAAAUCAUGCCUUUCUGAUAACUGUGGAGGAAGGAUCUGUUGGAGGAUUUGGGUCCCAUGUUGCCCAAUUCAUCGCACUUGAUGGGAAGCUUGAUGGAAGAGUUAAGAGCUAGGUGUUUGACUAUACACACUGAUUUUCCUCGCUGAAGAAAGUGAAAGACCAUCUCUGCAUUUAGCUUUAGCUAUUUCCAAGCUUUUGAUGACAUCAAGUUCCAUAACCUACUACACCUGUUUGUCUGCACCCAAUGGGUUAAGCUAUUAACCAUAAUAAGUAAGUAAGAUUGCAAGUUUGAGCCGUGGGAUUAGCAAGCUAGGUUUUAUUUCCUUCUUCUCUCUGCUCCACUAGGACUGUGUGCCGUGCUAUUAUCAUGAGAAGAACUGAUCUGGAAAAAAGAAAAUGGCAUGAUAUGAAUACCGAAGGAAUGUUGUUGUUCUUUCUCAUCUCUACAUCUGUUGUGCAAAUGGCAUGCAUAUCCAAGUUCAAAUGUUAAACAGUGUCCUUAUUUUGAUGAUCUUUGUGACCCUCUUCCUCUUCCUCUUCCUCUUCUUCUUCCAGUGGAGACCAAUUGUAUUACCGGACACCUACAUAGAACAUGCAUCCCCAAACGAACAGCUUACUCGUGCAGGACUGACUGGUCAUCAUAUUGCUGCUACUGUAUUAUCUUUACUUGGUCGAACCCGUGAAGCCCUCCUUUUGAUGUGCUAGAUACUGCUUUUUGGUUCUCAACAAGUUCACCUUCUGGACGAUACAAACAACACAGAAAGAGUUAUAUCGAUCAUUUUGAGCCAUUGAAUCACGAUCAUGUAUUUUGUAAUAUUUGUUCUCAGAUUUUGUUUGUACUGAGCUAAGUUCCUGACUACCUGAAAAAGGAUCAACAUGCCAAAGGCUCUUGGUCUGCUAUGGAGUUGCUUUGCUAGAUGUAUAUCAUCACUCUUGUAAAACGGUCGUCUCUGUUAUAUGAGCCUACUAUUUUUCUCUAUA